ACGUAACUACUAACUAAUGAAGCUGCUUCGAAUUUCAAACCUAUUGUUUAAACAAGAGAAGAGAAGUCCAAUUGGAGCUUUGAUUAUAUUAGUAAACAAAUUUAAUCUGAACAAGUAGUUCGUUUGGGUUGAUUUUGAUAUGCAAUUUCAGUUUGAUCAUUUGAAGGACAUUUUCGAGAGAAAUUCUCGUUUUUUAAGAAAUCUUUAAGUGUCUGGAAAAGGUUUUGGUUUUUUACUUUAUAUUGUUGUUUAAAACAAAGUAAAAUGUCUGACGUUAUGCAUUAAAACCGAAUUCACCAUGUAAAGGUGAUUUUAAGCUUUUAAUACAACUAUGGAGUAUGAUUUUGAAGGAGAGUAAUAUGGCGCAAACAACGGCGCCGCGGCGACCAAGACGGCUGGGUAAAUGUGAAACACAUGUUGGGUUGUCGGUAACAGCUCGCAUCCCGAUUCUUCCUUGCCGUGCCGUAUUCCCCCGUCCUCGACGGCAUUCUCAAAUAGUUGUUCAGGUCUGCCUCCUCGCUCCGCAUGGUCAGAGUUGCAACCAACGCAAUAAACUUUUUUUCAUUUUUUGGGGUUUUUUAAUGCUUUACAAUUUAAAAAAAAAAAGUCUGAAUUCUAAAAGAGGAGAGACAAAAGCACUACAUACUUGAGUUUGCUGGAGAGAGUGAACUCAUCUAUUAAUCCCAACGGAAUUCUGAUUUUGUUUCGAUAGUGGUUUUAAAUUAAAAUUUAGUGGAGGGAAUGAAAAUGGCAUAGUAGAUAUAAUAUAGUAUAUUUCUAGAAAAAUAUAAUAUAGUAUUUAAAUUAGUCUUUUUUUCCUUUUUGUUUUUUGGGUUACAGGUUUAGUCUUGUGGGAAAGCCCAACAAACACGGAGCACCACAAGCAUGAAAUCCGACGACAAAAGUGUUACUAUUCCCGACUAUGAACUAAAGGGCCGGGGCUACCUCUCUGUAGCUUUGUUAUCCUACUCUAAUUUUUUUGCUUUCUCUUUGACUUGUUUCACUUGAUGCAAAAUUCCUCCACAAUUUUUUACUAUGCCCUUUUUGACUACUUCAAGUUCCCUCUUAUUUUUAACUCUUUCAUACUCCACAUAUCCAGAGAAAGAUGUUUCAAAGUGCUGCCAAAUUCAUUAAUUUAAGAUAUGCAUGUGUGGCUCCUGUAUUUGUCCCUAUGAAGACAGCCUCGUGAUUCUCAAUCAUAGUAAGAACAGUUGUAAACUCCCUAGUAAUCCUGGAUCAGAUGCAGAAUUUGGCCAUGGUUUUCAAUUAAAUAUAUUAGUAUAAUCCUGUUUUUGGGGUUCACACUUCACAGCUUGCAAAGGAGUGACCAGCAAAAGAGAACAAGAGAAUUGAAGUUACCGUACCUUUCAGUUGGAAUGUUCAUCACUUGAUAUGUUUGCAUGUUCUCUUUUUGUCUCUUACAGAAACCUUCAAGUACAAAUAGUCUUCUACACUACAACACAUAUACUCCCAACUUCUGCUUUUCUCUUUUCAACUUUGUGAUCCUUAAAAGAGUCCUCUCGCUUGCUAAUCAUGUCCUUCAUUCCUUCAGUUUUCAUCGUCUUCUUGUGUCUUUCCAUGCAUGCAUGUAUUGCUCGCCAUUUUGGGUCAGUCAAGGUUGGAGGAAGGGUUAAGCAAAAGAUCGCUAUGGAGCCACCAGUUGAAGGGAUUAUUAGAGGGAGCAUCGUUGAAAACAUUGAUGGUGCUGUGAUGAAUACCCAUCACGAAUCAAAAACCGACUCAAAGAUUGUCCGAGGAAGCUCAGGAGGUGAUAAGCCCUCUUCUUCGUCCUUCAUCAUGGUAUCACUAAAGGCAACAAAUAUAGAGGGAUCAACAAGAAGAAAAAGACUAUCGGUAGUAAGAUUUGGCUCCAUUGAUCUUAACAACAGCCACAAAGUACAUGAAGAUGCAGAGGUGAUAGAUUAUGACCCACCUCAUCGGACACCGCCGAUUCACAAUAGAAAAAUCUAGAAAGAUUAUGAAGUAUAUAGUGAAAUUCAUGUUUCCUAGUAUGAUGAAGCUGAGUUUCGUUUUCAACAGUACGUGGAUAAGUUUGUUUAUCUGUGUGUAUAUGAAGGCAGCAAGUAAGGGAAUGAUUACCUUUUGGUUUUCACAUACAAUAAGAGCAGUCAUAAUUGUUCAAA
Messenger RNA from Manihot esculenta (cassava), 2144 nucleotides. RefSeq lists its product as uncharacterized. The coding region runs from base 1534 to 1971 and encodes 145 amino acids. The record is from RefSeq and is a predicted model, not a curated record. The transcript is spliced from 4 exons. NCBI's taxonomy places the organism in Eukaryota, Viridiplantae, Streptophyta, Magnoliopsida, Malpighiales, Euphorbiaceae.